UCUGUCCUUGUAUGAUGGCGGACGAAAAUUUCCACUGGAGAAACCGCAACGCAUAGCCUACCCUGAAUACGGAAAAAAAUGAAAAAAUAAAACUAAUAAACCGAGCCCGGACGGACUGUAGCCUACACCUUCGUCAAAACAAUCGGGCUCAUUCCGGAAGAUGUCAAGGUUGCAAGCUCGGAAAUAAAGCCGUUUUAAUUUUGAUCAUUUGAGAAUGAAUACCGGUAACUCAUUUGAUUUCAAAGCGUUAUUUGUACAGUCACCUCUUGUGGAUGAGGAGGAUUUUGGAGCUCGAGCAAGCCUACUCGCAUGAGCUGCAUCAUUUUGGGAGCCCUAGGAACGCUGGCCCUGAGUAGUAGGAGUCAUGAGUGCUCAGGAGGUGCCUACCAAUCCUGCGCAGGAGCAGGUUGACACGGGGGAUGGAGUCCCAGAUGGCCCCACCGCUACCCCGACGACCGCCACCCUCGCUGUCCCGGUCACAAUAAAGAAGGAGCCUGGCACGCAGGGGGCCAGUAAUGGGAAAGAUGUGCCUGCCGAGAUCUGCGUGGUCCUCGGUGGAGGAGGAAAGUCUCGCAAUGACCAGACCCAGGGCUCCUAUGUUUGUGGGAUAUGUGGGAAGAAAUAUAAGUACUACAACUGCUUUCAGACGCACGUCCGUGCCCACAGAGAGUCCGAUAGCAUGCCAGGGGAGGGUGCACCACCAGCUCCCAACAAUAGCUUCCGCUACUCCUGUGACAUCUGCGGGAAGAAAUACAAGUACUACAGCUGCUUCCAGGAGCAUCGUGACCUGCAUGCUGUUGACGACCCAUAUGAGCAGGUGGUUCUAGGACCUGUUGAAGACCUCAAGGAGGAGCCGCCAGUGGAACCAUUCCAGAAGAUGGGACCAAAAACUGGGAGCUACGUGUGUGAGUUCUGUGGGAAGCAGUACAAGUACUUCAACCCAUACCAGGAACAUGUGGCUCUUCACCAACCAACGAAUUGGUCCUUCGAUAAUAUGAAGUCGCCUCGGUCACGUGGAAGUGUGGGUGGAAACAUGGACGUCAGCAAGUACAGUGCCACUAAAUUAGAAACCGACAGUCCCUUCAGUCGGAAAAUAGAGAGCAAAACCCAGUCCAGCUUGGUGGACACCAACAGUUCCCAGAACUCAAGCGGUACUCCAAGCCCCCUGGUGACCGGUUCGUUCCCUGCAUCACAGAAACCCUACACAUGUGGCGCCUGUGGCAUCCCGUUCCAGUUCUACAACAACCUGCUGGAGCACAUGCAGUCCCACGCUGCGGAUAAUGAAAAGCAUACCAAAGGGGAGUCUCCAAAGACAUCACCAGGCCCAGCCUCACAGGACCAGUUAUGGAGGUCCCCCCAGCCCCAGCAUCAGGCCCAAGCUCAAAUAGUUCAAGUCCAGAUACAGGCUCAAUCCCAGGCUGCACAGAGAAAACACUCCAUCAACCAGAACAGUGGUGGGUUACCGGAGAAGGAAAGGCAACAGGUAGCCGAGCGUCUCCUGAGGGUGAUGUGUACAGACCUGGGCAUGCUCAACAUGCUCAACAGCAAGGACUUCCUGAAGCUAGCCCAGACCCUGGUGGACACGGGUGCCCGCCACGGUGCCUACUCCACCCGCGACGCCCUGGGCAACAUGAGCUCUCUGGCCCUACGCCAGCUUCGCAUGUACAACCAGGUCAAGGUGAAGGUGACUUGCGCCCUGGGUUCCAACUCCUACCUGGGCAUUGCCGUCACCUGCCACUCCCAGACAGUGGGACCUGAUGCCUGCCUAGUGCUGACAGCCUACCAGGUGGAGGGGUCCAGGCUCAAGCGCUAUGUUUUAGGCGUCAAGGAGGCAGACCUGAGGGAGGCGCCAGAGCAGGUGCACCAGUGGACACAGAACGUGCUGUCGGAGUUCGUCAUGUCAGACAUCCGCACGGUGUACGUGACUGAGCCGCGGGUGGGGGUGGGGGGCUUGCCGCUGGGUGGAGGCGGGCGGAGGAGGGUGUGCCUGCGGUGUGCCGGGUGCUCGUUGAGUGCUGUGGUUCAAGCGGUGCUGGGGAAGCACAGCUUGCAGGCAAGGGGGCUCCACGAGCUGGCUGAGCUGUUGGCUGCCUGCCACGACAUCGCCGCCUCCACCAGCCUCUUGUCCACCAGCGCCGCCACGGAUGAGGGCAUGUCUAACCCCUCCACUCCCCCUGGGCUCAGCCCCACUCCUCCCUGCUGGGACCGCAUGGCUGAGGCCCUCCUUCAGGUGCACUCCCACUUUGAGCAGAUCUUGGAGGCGUAUGGGAGGAGCAAGGCCACGGCUUCCACACUGCAGGGCCUCAACAAGCACCUUCUAGGGACAAUGACCUGCCUGUUGGCCCCUCUGCGCCUGGCCGCCCUGGAACUCAGCAGCCAGAGGAGGCCAACCCUACAACAGGUGCUACCUGUCUACCUGCGCUUGGAGAAACUGUUCACCUCCAAGGCUGGGGAAGUGGGGACCUCCAGCAAGCUCUGCCAUUACUUUCUGGAAGCUCUUAAGGAGAACUUCAAGGUGGAGAAAGCCCACCAGGUAGCCAUGGUGCUGGACCCCCAGCUGAAGCUGCGUCCUGUCCCAGCCUACCAGCAAGAGGAGAUCAUCGCCCACGCCUGCGAGAUGGCCACAGACGCCCGCGACGGUGGGGGGUCCGGAGGUGAGGAUGUGGAUGGACCCUCAACACUCAAACGGCUCCGCGUGGACGUCCCCAGGGGCGGGGUGAAUGCCAGAGGGGUAGUAGCCGUGUCGUCGGGUGAGGCGUCGUCAGAUGAAUGCCAGACCCAGGUGAGACAGGAGGUGUUCCAGUAUCUGGCUGAACCGCUCCUCCAGGGUACCAACCCAGACCUCUUCCACUACUGGAGCACCACUGUGGGUGACCGCUACCCCAGACUGGCACGCCUGGCACUGUGGCUGCUGGCCGUGCCCGCUGUGGGUGUCCGCAGCGAGUGUGUGAGCGUCUGCGAACAGAGCUUGGCCAUGAAGAGGAGGCAGCAGGUCACCGCCGAGGAGAUGAACAAACUCAUCUUCCUGCGCUCCAACAUGGCCUGAAUGUUACGGUCCGACCAAUAAGGCUGACCGAACCACGACCAUAGCUCGACUGUCCUAGACCGACCCAUCAACGACUACACAGACUUUCUACAGCGGGAUAGCGGUACCCAUAGUGCGAUCUUCUCAAGAUGCUGAUCAAACUGUGGUUAGUGCCAAAUGCAACAAAGAACAAAUGUAUUAUCAGGGGUUGAAUUGCUUUUAAAAUUGAUAGGAUAAAUGACAAGGAUAGUAAGUAAGGGGUGUUGCGUCUGGUGCUAGCUAGUAACCGCUGUUAUUCUUUGGCCCUUAAAGAUCUUGCUUUCACUGAAUCACUUCUGACCCUUAUGUGUCAAAGUCAAUUUCAUGCCUUUACUAUGUUAUCAAACUGCCGUCUUUUUACCAUUUCUUCAAUGGCUUGUAGUUGUCUGGCUUUAGUAGCCCUUUGAAAGACUAAAGGAGGAAGAUUGGCCUUCGGUGGUUGUGUAUGGCCUGGCAUCACAUCCGUUCUGGACAAUGGUGCCAUUGGAGUGAUCUGUUACUGAGUGACUAUACUGAAUGACUUGAUGGUUGGGGUGGGUGUGAUUAGGAACUCGUCGGCCUGAUUGCUAUAUAUAUUUUAGUAAUAAUAAAUUCAAUAUAAAGAGGAAAAGAGAACUUAAAUGAAGUGGGUUUCCAUCCAACUCCCCACACCUGGAAACCAUGUUUCCAUCCAACUCUCCACACCUGGAAACCAUGUUUCCAUCCAACUCCCCACACCUGGAAACCAUGUUUCCAUCCAACUCUCCACACCUGGAAACCAUGUUUCCAUCCAACUCUCCACACCUGGAAACCAUGUUUCCAUCCAACUCCCCACACCUGGAAACCAUGUUUCCAUCCAACUCCCCACACCUGGAAACCAUGUUUCCAUCCAACUCCCCACACCUGGAAACCAUGUUUCCCCACCCCCCUAGAAACUAGGUUUGCUCGUCAGUCAGCACUCCCCCCUCCAGGUGACCAGAGGUGUCGAAAGCAUUCCAAAAUGCACUCUAAUGCUUUCCACAGUUGUGAAGUUGGCUGGAUGUCCUCUGGAUGGUGGACCAUUCUUGAGACACACACAGGAAAAUGUUGAGCGUGAAUACAACAGCGUUGCACCUACUACCAUACCCCGUUCAAAGGCACUUCAUAAUGUUGUCUUGCCCAUUCGCCCUCUGAAUGGCACACAUAGACAAUCUAUACAAUUUAUUGUAAUUUAUUAUUUUGUAUAUGUGUUGGGCUUUAUACAUUUUAUUUGUAUGUAUUAGGCUUUAGCUAAGAUUAUUCUUUAGAGUCAAGUAUAUUUGUCCAGGCCUCAAUUGUUCCUUGAUUAGCACCAUUCAUUCUCGCUGUGGAUAAUUCUGAUAUUAGAGCUUCUAACAGUAACUGUAUCCACUGGAGAAUUGGGAGAGAGUGAGGUGAUUGCCAUCUAAGACACAACAGCUUUUUUUUUGUGGCAAUGCUGCCUGCCAGCAGUUAAUCAUCUCUUAUUGAGAGGUUCAAGGAGCUAUCGUUGUUAAGUAACAUAAUAGAUGCAAAGCAUUGAAUAUUUACAUUGAUGCACAUUUAACUGCAGGGCACUCCCACAUAAUUUGAAAAAUGUGCCUACCUGAUUUAGGGGACACAGUGAACAGUUGGGAGUUGGGGCCAAUUUGAUCAUAAAACGCAUCCUUGGUGAUAAAUACAGUCUGUGAACAAACUUUAAAUGAAUGGUUUGUGUAGGUCAUAUUUUUCCAUGUUCUGCUCGUUAGUCAGAUUCAAUUAGAUCAGUCGAACAAUCCUUUUUUUUAAUGGCUAGCUCAGAAUGAGCUUUCCAAGUUGUUUAUAUAUUAUAGAGAUCAGUCCUUUCCAGAGCCCAGAUAAUUUAUUUAUAAGUCCCAUCAUUGGAUGGUUCGGUAGUUGGGUUUCCCAAGGGACUUCUUACGCCAGCAUAGCUGACGUAAAAAUUUUUUUUUAAAUGUACAAAAGAAAAUAUUUGCCUGGUAAUGUGUAUAUCUCAAAUCUUGGAAUAUUCUCAAACCAUUUCUGUCCAUGAUACCGGUAAAGGUACGGAUUCCAAAUUUGGACCAUUGGGGAGGAUGCAAAAGGCUGCCCUACAGAUCGCAAGGCAUUCUUGUGAUAUAUUGGAGCGUGCCAUUUUGAUUCCUAGUUGCGUUGUUUAACAACUGGCGCAAAAUAGAAAUUGUGUGAGCUAUAAUGGGACCAAAGCAUACUUGACAUUGUUUAAGGGGUAUAUCUGUGAAGACCACCUCUUCCAUGGCAAUAGGAGACAAUAUUUCUCUCUAUUCAGCCAAGGGGAAAAAUAAUCAUGUCUAAAACAAUUUAGGAUGGGUUGAAAUGCUAGUGCCUGGAAAUACUAUUUAAAGUUUGAUAGGGAUAGUCCUUACGUCUUUCCCUCGUUGUGAUUUUGUUCAGUUUAGAGAGAUGUCUGGUCUAUCAAAAGCUUUUCCUGCAUGGAGAGAGAAUACAGCCCAAGGAGCAUCUAAGAUAUGUCAUAGUCGAGGGAGGUUAUCCAAGGAUAAAUGUUUUUAAACAAACCCAUGUGGGCCAAUUUGGGUAAAUCUCGAGAUGGGACGACAGCAUCUUGGAAAAAACUUUUAAUAUUUAUGUUUAUAAAAGAUAGGAAGAACACUGGCAGGCAUCCUUACCUUUUUUUUAAACUUAAAGUGAAAUUAGUGCUGUAUUCACAUCUCUCCCAAAUGAACCUUUGUGAACAGCUGUGUUAAUCAUUUCGAGCAGUAGUGGACCUAAUAGACCUCAGGAGGAAUACCCUCCCAUCCAGGUGAUCAUGCUAGCCUCAAUGUCCUUUUGAGUUUACUGAAAGACAUUUGGGCUCCCAGUGAGGUGGCUUCCUCUGAUAGAAGAGGUGUUCUUAAUUAUUUUAGAAAGGACUUAGUCUGGGUUGGUGUGGAUUUAUAAUCCGAGGUAUACAGUUCUUUAUAGAAGUGGGAAAAUAUUUGAUUCAUUUGGGUUCUGAUGGUAAUUCCCGUGUUUCAGAUUCAAUAGUCGCUAUGUCAGCUAAUUGAUCAUUAGUCCAUAGCUUGUUGGCCAGUAAACGACUGGGACGAAUACCAUGAAAGUAAUGGUUGAGUCUAACUCGAGGGAUGGCAAAUUCUGCUCUCUGUCUUAUCAGUAAAUUAAAUUCUCUUGACAUUGGAAAGAGUAAUAGCUACCUGGUCUGAAAAUAGUGUUUGUUGAGAACUCACUAACGCAGUUAACAUUUCCAAUUUUGAUAUCUUAUUUAAUUAUAGACAUGCAAGACAAGCACAAUGAGACCAAGUCUCUCCAGCAUAUACUCUGAUUACAACCUCAUUGAUGCCUGGCGAGCAAAUAAUCCUAAAGCAGAGGAGUACACUUUCCACUUAAACAGGCAUAAUACGUUCUUCUGUCCCGAUAACAACAUGGAAACCAGUUCAUUCUAACAAUAUGUUCAGAGAAUCAAAAAACUUAGGAUCAUAUGAAUUUGGAGGAUACACAUUAAGGCAUUUUUCUUUCCGUUAUGGACACAUUUAAGGAAAGUGAUUCUGCCUUCUUGGUCUUCGCCUUUACCCAAUAUUAUAAUUACACCUUUUAGUUUUGUUUGGGGCUGAUGAAAAAGCAGUCAUUUUUUACAAAUUCUCUUUUCUAUGUAUGUCCUUUAUGAGCAGAUGUGUUUCUUUGAACUUUGCUAUAUUAAUAUGGUUUCUUGCUAGGAUAUCAAGACAGCAGGAACGUUUAAUAGAAGUAUUAAGGCCCUUCAAAUUCCCAGAGAGAACAGCUAGUGUGGACAUUGAAGAAGAAAACAAAAAGAAAUCAUAAUGUAUUAUUAAUGGAUGUCAUUUGUUUAAAUUAUUUAAUUUUUUGGUUUCUUUCCUUUCUUUCCUUGUCUUUUAUUUAAUUUGUUCAAUCGUGGGCAUGUAAUACCAUUGACAGCCGUUACAAAUAGCCAUCCCACAUUAGGGAAGUGGGAGCUAAAGAUUCAUGGUCCCCCAGACUAACCGCCACACCUCCCCCAGAACACCCCACUACCUCGGUGUGGUGGACACAUUGUCAUAUAACUGGCUAUCAGGAGCACAUUUCAUUUGUCUAUGAAAUCAGGCCCAACCCUCUUGAUGUGUUAUUUGGUCCAACUUCUCAGUAAAAUCUUGACCUCCCACUUUCUUUUGCAAUAAAUCAUCCCAGUGUAUAAUAUUGUUUGACAGUUAUUUUGAAAGAAUCUAAUACUAACAUAUCGGUUUUGAGUUUAAAAAAUGAAAACUUUCCCCAGCAGAAUCAAGAGAUUCUUUAUCGUGUUGCAUCUCUCCCUUAAGUCUCUCCCUUAAAGUCACAAUUUAACUCUCUGUGGAGAAAUAACACAAUAGUAUAAAACAUAGUUGGAAACUAUGGCCCAAUGCCAGAAAAUAUGUAACAAAUCCUCCACAUCCACACCAAGAAAUUUGCACAAAUGGGAUUGUUCAAUGCCCCAUAUUUGAAACAUCUUGUAGCCAGAAAUGUGUACAAGAUCUUCAACUGAAACAUUCGGAUUGUGAAGAUUGUUUUAUACUGAACAAAAAUAUUAACCAACAUGCAACAAUUUUAAGUUACAGUUCAUAUAAGGAAAUCAGUCAAUUGAAAUACAUUCAUUAGGCCCUAAUCUAUCGAUUAUUCAUGAAUGGGAAUACAGAUAUACAUCUGAUCACUGAUACCUUAAAAAAUAAAUAAAGUAGGGGCAUGGAUCAGAACCAGUCUGUAUCUGGUGUGACCAGAGCGCGACACAUCUCCUUCGCAUAGAGUUGAUCAGGCUGUUGAUUGUGGCCUGUGGAAUGUUGUCCCACUCCUCUUCAAUGGCUGUGUGAAGUUGCUGGAUAUUGGUGGGAACUGGAACACACUGUACUCAGUGGGUGACAUGUAUGGUGAGUAUGCAGGCCAGGGAAGAACUGGGACAUUUUCAGUGUCCAGGAAUUGUGUACAGAUCCUUGCGACAUGUGGCUGUGCAUUACCAUGCUGAAACAUAAGGUGAUGGCGGCUCAUGAAUGGCAUGAAAAUGGGCCUCAGGAUCUCAUCACGUUAUUUCUGUGCAUUCAAAUAGCUUUCGAUAAAAUGCAGUUUGUUGUCCGUAGCUUAUGCCUGCCCCUACAUAACCCCACCGCAAACAUGGGGCACUCUGUUCAUAAUGUUGACAUCAGCAUAUUGCUUGCCCACACAACGCUAUACACGUGGUUUGCGGUUGUGAGGCCAGUUGGACGCACUGACAAAUUCUCUAAAAUGACGUAGGUGGCUUAUGAUAGAUAAAUGAACAUCACAUUUUCUUUGCAACAGCUCUGGUGGGACAUUCUGUAGUCAGUCAAUUGCAUGCUCCCUCAAAACUUGAGACAUCUGUGGCAUUGUGUUUGACCAAACUGCACAUUUUAGUCGCCUUUUAUUGUCCCCAGCACAAUGUGCACCUGUGUAAUCAUCAUGCUGUUUAAUCAGCUUCUUGAUAUGCCACACCUGUCAGGUGGAUAGAUUCUCUUGGCAAAGGAGAAAUGCUCACUGAAAGGGAUGGAACACAUUUGUGCACAACAUUUGCAAGAAAUAAGCUUUUGGUGCGUAUGGAACAUUUUCUGUGAUCUUUUAUUUCAGCUCAUGAAACAUGGGACCAACACUUUACAUCUUGCGUGUAAUUUUGUUCAGUGAAUGGGAGUAUCAAACUGCUCUUCCCAGAAAGUGGAAUGGGAUGGCAACCAAUUUGUUGUUUUCCAAAUGAAAAUUAUACGUCUUUAUAGAUUUUAACUCUACUUAACCGUCGGUAGCUGUGUUUUCAUCCAAUUGGUGACAGAUUUUCAUGCAAUUAUAAAAAAACAUGCAUUAAAAGAAUAUGAGCAUUUUCCCACAAGUGGUGUGUCCACAAAACAGAUUUGUUCCAGAUAAAAAAUCAGUGUGUGAUGUUUUAUGCACAGAAAAUAUACUUUUUCACAUAAGUUUUUAUGUACAGAAUAAAACUCCAGUAGCAGUGCGUGGAUAAAAUCACUGGGGAAGCCAGACCCGCCAAACCUUAACACCCACCCGCUUAACCCGGAAGCCAGCUGCACCAAUGUGUAGGAGGAAACACCGUUCAACUGAUAACCGAGGUCAGCCUGUAGGCACCCUGCCCACCAUAAGGAGUCGCUAGAACACGAUGAGCAAAGUAAAGCUCUCACCGCCUAACCCGGACGACGCUGGGCCAAUUAUGCACCGCCCUAUGGGACACCCGGUCACGGCCGGUUGUGACACAGGCUGGGAUCGAACCCGGGUCUGUAGGGAUGCAGGUCCUUAGACUGCUGCGCCACUUGGGAGGCCCAAUCACUCACAAUUUAGUCCAAUCACUGUAAGCUAAAUAUAAUUUGGCUGUCCAUGGUUCUGAUUUAUGUGUGUGUGUGCACGUUCAUACAAGUAGAAAAAUAUGUUGACUCUCCCUAUUUGUUGAGAAACGCCAAUGCCAUCCUCCUCUCGUUAUUGUUGAUGAAACGGUCUAUCACUCUGUCAUACAGUACACACUACUUUUUUGUUGUCCUAGGCUACCUGGCUAAAAUGCUUGCUCGCUAGCCUAACUUCCAUUCUUGGGCAACGUUAGCUAGUUAACAUUAGCCUUCUACAUCUAGCUACAUAUUGAACUUCCAUCCUCUCGGGCCAAGGGCACAACAAUGAUUGAAUUAAUGGUUGGAUCAGAAUCACCAUUAUAAUCAUUGGCCAUUACCGAGAAUUAAAUCCACAAGUCCAAAUCUCGAUGUCCAUCAUGGCUAAUGUAGGAAAGGGCCAACUUUAGCUAGCUACUCUACAGUUUUGUCACACAAACUGUUGCAUUAAAUAGCAAAUGUGCCUACUCUGGUCUUGGCAUGUGCGAUCUAGCCAACAACUAUCAAAUACCGUGUGGGUAGGCUAGUCUACAUGAUGAGAUUAUUAUGGAUUAGAAUAUGUUUGUCAAACGGCAGUCAAGCAUCGAUCAUCAUGUUACCAGAAUCGGCACUUUCACCACCCUGUGAAGUUCAUCAUAAAUAAUUUAUUCUGUAGUUUAAUAAACUGUGUGGUUUCCCGAGUCAUUGAGGGAGGACCACACACCAUAUCAUCAUGUGACUCCAAAUGUACUUCGAUAUGAUGGUUGUUCUAUAAAUAUUUGAGCAUAAGGGCGUUUCCACUGCCAUUUCUCGCAAAAUACAUUUUACAGACACAGAAAGAUCCCACCAUGUCAAACAAACAAAUUAUCUGUCAGCAUUUAUGAAAUGGUACCGAAACUUCCUGUUUCCAUCAGUUGUCAGGAUGUUUGAUUUAUACGCUAUGACUUUACUCGCAUAAAAACUGGAUGGAAACAUGGUUUGUGAGAUUUAAUGAGGUCUACAAACAGGUUCUCUUCUCUUUUAACCCUUGUUGUUUUUAAAGACAGUCUCACUAUACCAAACUCCAUGUCUUUAUGUAUAAUAUGUCCGUUUCUGAUAUAUUAGUCUUUCUUAGUCUUCAUUUUGUCGUUUGUACUUUUUACAUCGAAUAUAGACCCAUGUAUUAAUUUAUCCAAAAGCAAAUAGUCCAAAGAAACUUACUGGUGUGGCAAUUAUGGUUUUAUGCUUUUAAUUCAUGCACUGAUUUUUCUUGUAGGGUAAAAAAAAUUGGCAUGGUUGAUCCAUCCCCGCACUUGAGUUUUGUCUGUCCUCCAUUCAGUGACACACUCCACUUUCUCAUUUAGGAGUUGUUUGUGAAAUCUAUUGUUGCCUUUGUGAAGCCUUGCACAAAUAAGUUGGAAUCCAACUGGCUAGCUAGACCAGUACUAUAUUGGAAAUGAGUGUCACACACACCUAGGUACACACAUGUUGUUAACAUGUCUAUUCAGUAUAGAUGGUUGACUUAACUUUCCUCUGUCCAUAGCAUCUGAGUUCUUUUUUUACCUCCAGAACUCAAGGACAUACAUUUAAGGCUAUGAUUUUGUCCGACAUGAUGAAUAUAAUGAAAUAAUAAGUGUAGGAUAUAGAUAAUGCCACUGAAAUUGAUUUCAUUUUUAAGUGGUAUUUUUUUUAGACAACCAUAGUCGAGGGAUUUAACCUGUAGAUCUUACAUAAGAAUUUCCAACAGUAAAUUCUCCUGGACAUGCAGUCGUUGAUUUGGUGAUCUCCAAUACUAUACACUUGCCUCGUACACUUUGUUGGUAGGAUGAGAAUUUAUAACAAAGAUAUGCAUGCAAUCAAUAUGAGAGGACUGAUCUAUUCUAUCGUGUAAGCCAGAGUGUUUAUUCUAAAACGGAAUCGUUUCAGGGGUCAGAAGUUGCUCAUAGGCAGUUGACCUCAGAUCAGUGUCUAGGGGCAACUUCAGCCUCCUUUCAAGGGGUGGCAGCAUGCGAAUACAAUAACUGUUUUACGUCAGUAGAGGGAGCAAGUGUUGCAGAAAUGAGGCGUACAGUUUGAUAACGCCAUACCUCUUUUUAUAAACUAGCAUUUCAAGGGUUUUGAUACACACAACUCAAAUACUGUUUCUUAUAAAGAACUGAAUUCAGAUGACAAAAAUAUAUAUAUUUUGCCGCUAACUAAUGGCUUCGCAGAAACGCAGGUCUUGUUUUUAUCCGGUGGGUAUAACAAGAUGCUAAUGUUCACUGUAAGUACAAGAUGGCUAACAAAUACUCUUUCCUUCUCCUUCAGAAAUUUAGACUAUUCUCAAUUCUAAUUGAGCAUCAAUGUUGUUUGUCUUGUUUUAUGGAAACAUGUCAUAUUGUUUGUACUUUUUAUACUCUGCUAGACUACAAUUAUUUUUAUUUUAACUUAUUUUAAUUCCACCAUAUUUGUCUUAUCGGUAGGCCUAAUUUAUACUUUUGUAGUGACUAUUUUGAUAUACUGCUGAUGAUAGGAUACAAAGUGUUUUGUUUCAGAAUGUCAGAAGUGACUGCACUGUAGAAUGUUCUGAAAUACUUUACCCACUGUAGUAUGUGCUGUGUGAAUAAACUGGCUGAAAUGAG
Oncorhynchus nerka (sockeye salmon) is the source of this 11948-nucleotide messenger RNA. Its product is annotated as zinc finger protein 618-like. Lineage: Eukaryota; Metazoa; Chordata; Actinopteri; Salmoniformes; Salmonidae. The record is from RefSeq and is a predicted model, not a curated record. Gene Ontology annotation, molecular function: protein dimerization activity.